Messenger RNA from Paramecium sonneborni, 1186 nucleotides. The record is from the annotation of a GenBank genome assembly. NCBI's taxonomy places the organism in Eukaryota, Ciliophora, Oligohymenophorea, Peniculida, Parameciidae.
AUGGAUAAUCAAGAUUUAACUUAAAAGUUAAAUUAGAUUAAUAAUGAAAAUGAAAACACAGAUUCUAGUUCAUCAUCAAGAGUUUUAUUAUUAAUUUUUGAUGCUAUAGAAAACUUUGAAUAUAAAUAUUACAAAAUAGCAGGCUGUUUAUAUGUAAUAAUAUUUUCAGCUGUUCUAACAUUCAUUUUGACUAUGAAAGAUAAACAUUUUAAGUAAAAAUAAUUAUACAAAUAUUAUAAGUUCCUUACCAAAUUUAGAACUUUUGUUUGUAUCUGUAUUGCUUAUGUUUUGUGCAAAUUUUAAAAUGAUUAGUCAAAGCAAUAUUCUGCCUUAUAUUCAAGAAAAUGGAUUGAAUUGGAAGGUUAAACAUGCAUGUAUGAAUUAAAUAUAUCUGCUAAGCUCUUUCUUUAAUAAUUGCAUUAGUAUUAUUGAUAUGUUCUUUGAAAGAGAAUGAUAAAUUUGUUUCAGUUUUCUUCUUUGUAAGCGUUUGGCCAUUAAAUCAUGUUUAUGAAUACCUUCGAUAUAAAUAAGAAUUAAGUAAAGAGCUUCUUCUACCUUAUUGUGGUAUUUUUAUAGGAGCUGCAUUUUCAACUGGAACAAUUUAAAAAUUAGCUUCUAACCCAGAAGUCUUAUAAUUAAAUGGAAUAAUAUAUUCAAUAGUCGGAGGAUUAUUCCUAUGUUAUUCAGCAGAUUGUUUUAAGAAGGUAGAUAGUGAAAAUCUAUUUACAAUUACUCAUGUUAUAGGAUUAAUGACAGUGAUUUUUAUUCCUUUAUUUUUCCCAAUAGAAGGGUAUUAAUUAUUUUAAAAUUAAUAGACUUGUAUAACCAGGAUUGAAAGAAUGGAUGUUUUUCAUUAUUGUAGGGGCACUUCUAAUAAUUGGUCUUCCAAUAAUGAUAAGAACAUUUGCAAUAGAAACUACAACAAUUACUUUAGCAUAAUUGGGAUGGUGCUUUCCAUUUUACAUUUUUUUUAAAUUUCUUUUUGGAUGUACAUAUAUAAAAAUAAAUUUAGUAUAAAUUCCAUCAUUUGGAUAACUUUGUGGAGUUGGAGUAUAAAGUUUAUGUUCAAUAUUGAUUAUUAAAUAUCUAAAUUAAUAAGUGAAUAAGACUUAAAAAGUACUCAAGAAAGGAUAGUCUGAAGCAAAUAAAUUGGUUGAAUUAUAAACACUCAUUUAAUAGCCGUGAA